AUGAGUCCUGUGAAUCCUUCCCUCCAGACCAGUGGAGCAGUGGUUGACCAGUACGCUCUGGAGCAGGACCGUUGGCUACUCAGGAAGCAUGAGGGCCGUCUGGGGGACCGCUGGGCCCCUCGCCAGGACCGGAGACACCAGGAAGCGACCCGCCACCCUGGGGGCGUGGAUGGUCCAGUGACAGAUAACAGCCAGUGCAGAGUCCUUACUAUGUUCCAGACACGGGGUGACACCCUGAGGUCCUACUUCCAUGGCACCAUUUUACCGAAGUGGAGGCUCUGGGGCUUGGGGCUCCGCAAGGCCCUUGCCCCUCUGCAGGCCGCCUGGGUCGCCUUCUCUCAGCCUGUCCCGACCGGCUGCGGCCAGCUGCUGACCCAAGUCCUCCUGUGUGGCUGCCUGGCUGCCGCCGCCGCGUGUCUGACGCACCGCUGGCUGGUGUCCUCGCUGCACUGCAACCUGGGACCCUCGGCCACGGCGGCCACUGUCUGCGGCCUCCUCGUCUUCCUGGUCCUGGGCUUGGUGGCCCCCGCGCGCUGCCUGUUCGCACUCAGCAUCCCCACCCUGAGCACGGAGCAGGGCCGCCGCCUGCUCCUGUCCUGGAGCACGGCCACCCUAGCCGUCGCCGUGGUCCCCAACGUCCUGGCCAACGUGGGCGCAGCCGGGCAGGUGCUGAGAUGCGUCACGGAGGGCUCCCUGGAGGGUCUGCUCAACACCACUCACCAGCUGCACGUGGCGUCCAGGGCCCUGCGCCGAGCAGGCAGCCAGGCCUUGACCCUGCAGGCCCAGGGCAACGGCUCUGUGCUCCUGCUUCACACGCUCAGGGCCACUCGGCAGGUGCUGGAGGACUUCUCUGGCCUGGAGGCGCUGGCCCGGGCGGCCGUGCUAGGGACCCAGCAGGUGGUGGCGGGGCUCUUCGCGCUGGGGCUGCUCGUGGACUCGGGCCGGUACCUCCACCGCUACCUGACUGACCCGCAGUUUGACAACGUCUAUGCCACACGACAGCUGGCGUGGCAGCUGGCGGAGGCCCAGGCCACACAUCUGGUGGCCUCCCCGCCAGCCUGGCUGCUCUGGGCCGCCCGGCCGAGGCUGUCCCAGGGCGAGCUGCUGCGCUGUCUCCCGAGGCUGGGGCUGCUCACCCUGAUCUUGGUGGCCACAGCUGUGACGGUGGCUACUGACCACGUGGUCUUUCUCCUGGCCCAAGCAGCCGUGGACUGGGCUCAGAAACUGCCUGCUGUGCCCAUCACGCUCACGGUCAAGUACGAUGCCUCGUACACGGUCCUGGGCUUCGUCCCCUUUCUCUUCAACCAGCCGCCUCCGGAGAGCCCCUUCCUCUCCGCUCACAACUCGUUCCAGUGGGAGCUCCGCCUCACCUCCGCGGGCUGCCGGCUGCUGCCGGCACAGCGCCCCCAGGCGGCCGCCCCGCUGGUUGCCGGCGCCUUGCAGUUGGCAGCCUGCGCAACCGUCCUGCUGGAGACCUACGCCCGGCGCCUGCGGCACACCAUCGCUGCUGCCUUCUUCUCGGCCCAGGAGGCCAGGAGGGUCCGCCACCUUCACGCCCGGCUGCAGCGCAGGUACGACAGGCACCGAGGCCAGUCGCUGCCCCUGGAGACUCCCUCCUGCUCCCCACCCCCGGGCCGGCCAGCGCCGCCGCUCAUGGAUAGACAGGCCUGCACACAUUGGACGCUGGAAAGGACAGAGAGCAGGAAGGCAGAGGGGGAAGAGCUUGGGAGCCUCACAGACCGUGGUCCUUGCUGUGUGACCUUCGGUAGAUUGCUUCACCUCUCUGAGCCUCAGUUUCUAUACCGGCAUAAUGACUGCAUAAUAACAACCCAGUGACCUACUUUUCACAUGGGCAUGUGGGAAGGAAGUCGAUAUUGAACAUAAAAGUCCUCAAGAAGCAGUAAAGGACUCUGUACGGUGAAGACAGGAAGUGCAGAGACAGCUCCAGUUUCCUCCGGACCGGCUGGGGGUCAGUCCAGGCUCUCAUCGGCAUCAACCGCCUCCAACUGGUAGGUGGAAGCCUCGCCUAGUGAAAUGUGCCUGAAUGCUCCCAGAACCUAUUUCUCUGAAUCCCCUGAAUCUUCUGAG
Hyaena hyaena (striped hyena) is the source of this 2088-nucleotide messenger RNA. It is a transcript of the gene OCSTAMP, whose product is annotated as osteoclast stimulatory transmembrane protein. The record is from RefSeq and is a predicted model, not a curated record. Gene Ontology annotation, cellular component: membrane. NCBI's taxonomy places the organism in Eukaryota, Metazoa, Chordata, Mammalia, Carnivora, Hyaenidae.